GCUGAACGGGCCGGUCGAGGCGACGCAGGCGAGGUUGACUGACUCCGCAAGCAGCAGAAUUUCAGGAUGCCGUCCGCCCUCCCUCUGCCCUCGCCCUGCCCUCCCCGCGCCCUCAAUUGCUCCUGUCCCCGCGACUGCAGCCCCAGCCUGCCCGGACGCGCCUCGUCAUGCAGCAAUCCAGGACCCGCGCCAUCGCCGCCCUCAAGGGCUCGCGCGCCUUUUCCACCUCGGCCGCACGAGCGCAGUCAUCGCUCACCCGCCCUGCCCCGGCCGCCGCCGCAAAGGUCGUCAAGGAGGAUGUCCGCACACAGAGCACCGCCGCCGCCUCGACGCCGGCGCGCGCCCGCCCCGCGCCCGCCUUCAACCGCGAGGACUACGGCAGCGUGCAGCCCUUGAAGCCGUACCGCGCGCCCGAGAUGGACCACUCGUUUGUCGGCAUGACGGGCGGCCAGAUCUUCCACGAGAUGAUGCUGCGCCAGGGCGUCAAGCACAUCUUCGGCUACCCUGGCGGCGCUAUUCUGCCCGUCUUCGAUGCCAUCUACCAGUCGCCGCACUUCGACUUCAUCCUGCCGCGCCACGAGCAGGGCGCCGGCCACAUGGCCGAGGGCUAUGCCCGUGCCAGCGGCAAGCCCGGCGUCGUGCUCGUCACCUCGGGCCCCGGCGCCACCAACGUCGUCACCCCCAUGCAGGACGCCCUGAUGGACGGCACCCCCAUGGUCGUCUUCUCCGGCCAGGUCGUCACCAACAUGAUCGGCUCCGACGCCUUCCAGGAGGCCGACACCAUUGGCAUCACCCGCGCCUGCACAAAGUGGAACGUCAUGGUCAAGAACAUUGCCGAGCUGCCCAAGCGCAUCAACGAGGCCUUUGAGAUUGCCACCAGCGGCCGCCCGGGCCCCGUCCUCGUCGACCUGCCCAAGGACGUCACCGGCGGCACCCUCAACCGCCCCAUCCCCAUCUCCAGCACCCUGCCGCCCUCCACCAGCGCCGCCACCUUGGCCGCGCGCGAGGUCUCCAAGCAGCAGCUCGAGGCUUCCAUCCGGAGGGCCGCCGAUCUGAUCAACGUGGCCAAGAAGCCCGUCAUCUACGCCGGCCAGGGCAUCCUCCAGACCCCCAACGGCCCCGAGCUCCUGAAGGAGCUCGCCGACAAGGCCAACAUCCCCGUCACCACCACCCUCCAGGGCCUCGGUGGCUUUGACGAGCUCGACCCCAAGUCCCUGCACAUGCUCGGCAUGCACGGCUCGGCCUACGCCAACAUGGCCAUGCAGGAGGCCGACUUGAUCCUGGCUCUCGGUGCCCGCUUCGACGACCGCAUCACCGGCGCCGUCGCCAAGUUCGCGCCCGCCGCCAAGGCUGCCGCCGCUGAGGGCCGUGGUGGCAUUGUCCACUUCGAGAUUAUGCCCAAGAACAUCAACAAGGUCAUCCAGGCCACCGAGGCUGUUGCCGGCGACGUCGGCUCGAGUCUGACCCAGAUGAUGCCCCUGGUCAACAUCGUCAAGGACAGGCCCGAGUGGUUUGCCCAGAUUGCCGACUGGAAGAAGCGCUUCCCGUGGGCCUACGAGAAGGAGGGCGAGAACGGCCUGAUUAAGCCUCAGACCGUCAUCGAGACCCUCUCCAACCUGACUGCCCCCAUCAAGGACAAGACCAUCAUCACAACCGGUGUCGGACAGCAUCAGAUGUGGGCUGCUCAGCACUUCCGAUGGACCCACCCGCGCACCAUGAUCACCUCCGGAGGUCUCGGUACUAUGGGUUACGGUCUGCCCGCGGCCAUUGGUGCCAAGGUCGCCCGCCCCGACUGCCUGGUCAUUGACAUUGACGGAGACUCUUCCUUCUCCAUGACCCUGACUGAGCUGUCCACUGCCGCCGAGUUCAACAUUGGCUGCAAGGUCAUCAUCCUCAACAACGACGAGCAGGGUAUGGUUACGCAAUGGCAGACUCUCUUCUUCGAGGACCGCUUCUCGCACACACAUCAGCGGAACGCCGACUUUGUCAAGCUCGGCGACGCCAUGGGUGUCCAGGCCAAGCGUGUCAUCAAGCCUGAAGAGCUCGAGGGUGCCCUGAAGUGGCUGAUCGAGUCGGACGGCCCUGCCCUGCUCGAGGUCGUCACCGACCAGAAGGUCCCCGUGCUGCCCAUGGUACCGACAGGCAGCGCUCUGCACGAGUUCCUGGUAUACGACGAAGAGACACAAAAGAAGCGCAGAGCUCAGACCAAGGAAAGAUCGGGUCGCUAAGCUGCUAGCGCCUCUACUUGUAUAUUGCCGUUUGUAAUUUCUGGGUCAGCUUGGGCGUUUAAUUGUUGUCUUGUCUCAUUGGCGGAGCACCGCACGGAAAAGUCGCGUGGAGCGCAAAAGUCACGGAAGGAGGGUUGUCGGGACCACUGGUUGCUGUCAGACUGCAUGAGUAGAUUGGAUUGGGUCGUUGCAUUGAGCAUAGUCGUGCGGCUGGGAGUGCCGUUCCAUGGUAGAGAUAUCGAGUCAUUCCAUGGUUGAGUCGCAUUUUGUAGCCUUGCCUAUUGAAUGUGUUGUCUGGUUUUCAACAGCCUCAAUCAUUUUUGCAUAAAGUCACAUCACAGCUCUUACCAUCGCGUCGCAGAGCAUCCAUCUUCCACGCCUUCAAGCAGACAUCCCG
This is a messenger RNA of Boeremia exigua, 2625 nucleotides long. Its product is annotated as thiamine diphosphate-binding protein. The transcript has 3 exons. The record is from RefSeq and is a predicted model, not a curated record. Gene Ontology annotation, molecular function: magnesium ion binding; flavin adenine dinucleotide binding; thiamine pyrophosphate binding. NCBI's taxonomy places the organism in Eukaryota, Fungi, Ascomycota, Dothideomycetes, Pleosporales, Didymellaceae. Bases 168 to 2228 code for a protein of 686 amino acids. Gene Ontology annotation, biological process: L-valine biosynthetic process. Gene Ontology annotation, cellular component: acetolactate synthase complex; mitochondrion.